UGGUUAUUUUUUAAAGACUGAAAAAAAAAUGCCUUUUAAAGGGGGUUAAAAUAAUCUUUCUGUUUUAAGAAUUAAAAGCUGAAGGGUGCUUUAUCUCCAGGCAGGCAGAAAGGUUAAUCGUAUAGUGGGAAUGGAAAACAUUGAAUCAAGCUCUUUUGCUGCUUCUUCCUGCGUUGUAAAAAAUCUAAAACAACUGGGCUUGAAAGAUUUAAUGUUGAAAUGAAAGCAUCAUCCUAUGCUUUCCUGUAAGUUGUGUGAGAAGAGGGGUAGAAGAAUGCACGGUAUAAUUUACACAAUAUGCAAUGAAUAUACCUUUCAGAAGCUCAUGUGGGUUCUUAGCGUCCACUAUGGAGUUUUAUAUGUGGAAUCAUGAAGGUCUUUUAUUGAUACAGUACUACCAAAACUGUACCACUUGGACGAUGGCACUGAAUAUUAACAGAAGUGAAACUGGGGACCUCUUCCCAUCAAAAUAUCAUUGGGGCAUUAUAUUUAUGCAAGCCAAAAAAAGGGGGAGGCCGCAUAAAAAUUGGAUUCUCCCCAUAAAAAUUCCCCUGUUUUAAAGACACUGACCAAACAACUCGGCUGAACGGAAAUUUUAAAUCGGCAUGGAUAUUAAAUUCACAUCGAUUGAUUUUCCAAUUUCUUUCCCAUUCUUUAAGCUCCUUAGAAUACAUCACUGCAAUUGCUGGCACAAUGGAGAAUCCCCCCACCCAUUUAAAUAAUCAUUAACUGGCUCCUUUCCCCCCCCAAAAAAAGAAAACUAGGAGGGUUCCCCCCCAUGUGCGUGUGUCAUGGUUUUCUUCUUUUAAGAGUCUCAAACAAUUUUUUUAUUAAAAUAACCCCUUAAAUAUCAUUUUAUUAAAACUAGGGAGGUGAACAUAUAUAUUCUGUAUUUUUUAUUGUUUUCUGAACUGGAGCCGAUGGCCACUAACAAUUGGUACAUAAUAAUGGAACUGUGUGAGAGAUGCCAUAAUUUUGCUAUAAUGGGCUGUAACCUCGGUUCGACCCCAGUCCUGCCGCAGCCCCUGACCGCGAAGUGUGAAGAUCUAGCUUGUCUCCAGAGGGUGGCGCAAGAGGCCGACUGACAGUAGGGAGCUGGCGUCGGGAUCGCGCGUCGGGCGCGCGCCCCAACCCUCCAGCAUCCACCCAAUUCCCCCUUCUAGUGCACGAGUUUACCUCUAGAGGUCAUCAGGCAGGAUUUACGACUGGACAACAAAAGCACGUGAUGUGAAGCCGUACCCCAUAUUUGGGUGCCUACGUAGGAGGGAACCAAGUACAUGUCCCAGUCAUUUCCAUAAUUCAUCAUAAAUUGUGCAAGGGUGCUAUAGACGCACCAAAAAACGAAGCAAAGAGCCACAAAUCAAGCCCCCCGAUCAAAAAACAACAAACAACAACAAAUGAGCUCUUAUUUUGUAAACUCAUUUUGCGGUCGCUAUCCAAAUGGCCCGGACUACCCGUUACAUAAUUAUGGAGAUCCUAGCUCCGUGAGCGAACAAUUCAGGGAAUCCGCUGCCAUGCAUUCCGGCAGGUACGGCGGCGGCUACGGUUACAAUGGCAUGGACCUCAGCGUCGGCCGCUCCUCCGCUUCCAGCCACUUUGCCGCGGGCGGCCCCACGGAGCGGGCUCGCGGCAGUUACCCUGCCAACGCCACCUCCGGCACCCCGGAGGCCAGGUAUGCAAGUCGGGCGGCCGCUGCCACCGCCACCGCUCACUCGCCGCCGCCUGACCCGCUGCCCUGCGCAGCCGUGGCCACCACCUCGCCUGUCAGCGGCGACGCUCCUCACGGCGGCGGCGGCGGCGUGAAAAACUCCAGCGCCAACUCGACCAGCACUUCCUCGACUUCCAGCGGCGCCACCGGCAGCACCACCACCACCACCGGCAGCAGCAGCAGCAGCAGCAACAACACUGGCAACACCCACCUGGGCAGAGAGGGGCUGAGCGCCUCGCCUGGCACUGAAGAUGACCCUCCGGCCAGCGGCGAGCAAGUCAACUCCCAGCAGAACGGCCAAAGCACAGCCCCACAGCCUCCACAGCCCCAGAUCUACCCUUGGAUGAGAAAACUGCACAUAAGCCAUGACAACAUAGGGGGGCCCGAAGGGAAAAGGGCUCGGACUGCUUACACCCGCUACCAGACGCUGGAGCUGGAGAAAGAGUUUCACUUCAAUAGAUACCUGACCCGCAGGAGGAGGAUUGAAAUAGCACAUGCUCUUUGCCUUUCAGAGAGACAAAUCAAGAUCUGGUUCCAAAACAGGCGCAUGAAAUGGAAAAAGGAUAACAAGCUGAAGAGCAUGAGCAUGGCUGCUGCGGGAGGAGCAUUUCGCCCCUAGGAGAAACCCCCAGCCCUGCUCCUUCCUUCCUUCCUCCCCAGAAAAGCAGCAAAAAAACAAAAACAAAACGUCAUCAACCACAAAAUCAAACCAAGUACUGAGCAGUAUUAUAUGAGAUGACACUACGUGGCGUGUCAGUAGUUUCUUCUCUCUCUUUCUUUCUGUCUCUCUGUCUCUUUUACGCUGACUUGCUCUAACUUCCCUGGGAGGCGGAAGACGCUUCCUGUCCCAUCUUUUAAUCAUGAGCCUGUUUAAUUGAGCCUUCCUAGUGCGUAUUACAGUAGACCUGCUUCCCGUGCAUUUCUUUGUCUUGAAUGGCUUUGUCUUGAAGAAGAAGAAAAAAAAUGUAGAUGUUUUAACUUAUUUAUAUGAAGCGAGUGGCGUUACUUGAAGUAACUGUUAAAAAAAAGAGGGAGGGGGGCCUACACACACACCCGUACAUAACACACAAAAAGUAACAGAGAGACAAUUGUCUCUCUCCUUCCUUCUGUGCCUCCCUCUCUCACCCCCCACCCAGUCCUGUUUUAAUCCCCCAUGUUCUCUGUGUGUUGCACUCGCUGUGCUUAACUGUGCAUGUGUGUUCAAAAAUUGUCAAUGUCUGUAUAGCUCCAAGCUGUGGCCAAUAUUUCAAUCAAAAAAAAAAUACUACCUAUCUAAUUCCUGUGACAUUAAUGGCUGUUGUAGAGGUGAAAUGAUGAAAUACAAAACUGAAGGUGUCCUAAACGUGUAGUGAAUAGUGAAUCUGUGACAAAAACUGUGAUUCCAGGCAGUCUGUCCUUUGCUGUGCCUUUGUAUAUGACUCUUUGCACGAACUCUUAAAAGUGGCUUUUAUUAAGCGCAGCUUCAGUAACGUAUAAGGUUUUGGUUUCUCUUUUUGUUUGUUUGUUUGGAUGAACCAAGUUACAGAUAGAGUCAAAGUCUGCCUGUUAGAACAAAAAAUAAUACUGUGAUCGGCUUUUUAAAAAAAGUGUUUUUUUUAAAUAACUGACUGGAAAAAAAUAAACUUUCUAUUGUAAGGGUUUUUCACCCUGUCUUUCUACCCCCUCCCCUUUUCCUUUUGCGGGUGAUCUGGUCUGUAUCCUAAGGGAAGCUGUAUUGCCUUCUUCGUCUCUCUGGUUAGAGCAGAGUUGGAGAAGAAGCUAUCCUUCUCGCACUACUGCAGUCGCAAUUACCCCAUGUUCCUUUGAAUUACUCAGGUCUGCUUUGGCUAGAAAACUCCAUUAAAAGAUAUCUAGUCAGUUCCCUUUUGGGAGAAUUAAGGGGUGGGGAAUGAGAAAAUCCAACCUUUCUUUAACAACAUUAUCAUCUCUAUAAUCACCUUUACCUUUCUGUAUAAAAGGUAUUGCAACUAAAUAAACAGACCUGUGCAACAAGCUGGACACCAUCCAACGUGAAAACAAUAAACAAACCAAUAAAUAAACACACUAAGCUUCUCCUCCUACACUCCUAAAAGAUACUAUUGAGGAAAGUUUUCCUUAAAAAUAAAACAAUGUGUGUUUAUUUAUUUAUUUUGCCACAACAAUUUUUGCUAGAAAUGUAGCUGUUACUUACCUCACCUGGGCUUCUGUGCUUCUUAAGAGUAACUAAAGAUCUGCACAUUUACAGACGGGUUACAUUGAUGUCUUCCUUUAAAAGUUAUAAAACAGUAAACUUUAUAAGCCCCAGUUCCGGCUAUAUGACAUUUGGGUGCCAAAUGAAUAGGGUUUUGUCUAUGAAUUAGAUCGUAAAAUCAUCCAUAGC
Pogona vitticeps (central bearded dragon) is the source of this 4067-nucleotide messenger RNA. It is a transcript of the gene HOXA5, whose product is annotated as homeobox A5. The record is from RefSeq and is a predicted model, not a curated record. Gene Ontology annotation, biological process: regulation of transcription by RNA polymerase II; anterior/posterior pattern specification. Gene Ontology annotation, molecular function: RNA polymerase II cis-regulatory region sequence-specific DNA binding; DNA-binding transcription factor activity, RNA polymerase II-specific. Gene Ontology annotation, cellular component: nucleus. Lineage: Eukaryota; Metazoa; Chordata; Lepidosauria; Squamata; Agamidae.